UUAUAUUAGUGCAGAACACUGUACCUUUAAUUUAAAUGCCCUUGGAGUCUGCUGGGGAAGAGAAAUAAUACUGUCAGUCAGUAUGACAUGCAGAUGAGUGCCGUCGAUCUUAGAAUCACCGCACACUUCACUCAUUUGGGCAGUCACGGGGCCAAAACCAGAGUGUGGAGCCACAGUGUGGCGGUGGAGGCAGCAGCAAUGGGAGGCCAUACAGCACCCUAUGAAAAAAUGGAACCCACCAGCAGUGUGAGGAGACCUGAAAGUGGCACAUGGCAGAGUGUGGCGAUGGAGACAGCAGCAAUGGAAGGCCGUACAGGGACCCAUGACACACUCUGGACCUGGCAGCAGCAUGAGGAGGCGGUACAGGGGCCCAUGACAGAUUACGGGCCUGGCAGCAGCAUGAGGAGUCGGUACGGGGGCCCAUGCCAAUUACGGGCCUGGCAGCAGCAUGAGGAGGCGGUACAGGGGCCCAUGACAGAUUAAGGGCCUGGCAGCAGCAUGAGGAGGCGGUACAGGGGCCCAUGGCAGAGUGGCGGAGCCCGUCAGCAGCGUGAGCAGACGACAGAGACACAUGGCGCAGGCGGAAGCUGUCAGCAGCGUGAGCAGACGACAGAGACACAU
Molecule: messenger RNA, 621 nt
Organism: Staurois parvus
Lineage: Eukaryota; Metazoa; Chordata; Amphibia; Anura; Ranidae
Source: the annotation of a GenBank genome assembly